Fusarium mangiferae is the source of this 873-nucleotide messenger RNA. RefSeq lists its product as uncharacterized. The coding region runs from base 1 to 873 and encodes 290 amino acids. The transcript has 3 exons. The record is from RefSeq and is a predicted model, not a curated record. NCBI's taxonomy places the organism in Eukaryota, Fungi, Ascomycota, Sordariomycetes, Hypocreales, Nectriaceae.
AUGCCUACUGCUACCGAAUACUUUGGCAUAUCUGUCAGCAAUAUUGGUCCUCUCACUACGACCUACACGCCUCCUCCGGAAUGCACCAGGGCAACAACCGAUCAUCUCGUCUAUGCCCUCGAGAGCUCCUUGGUAUAUGGAUUUGGUUCUCCAGACUGUGUGAUUGACCCUUAUGGAAAAUGUCUUCCCUCUGGAGCUGCCAUGGAUUCCAUCAUCAAAGAGUACAGUAACCCAAAGUCUGGACAAGGCAUUCAUGCGUUUCACUCUCCUGAAUCCACUGCCCUGAAGGUUGGACUACCGCUGGAUUACUUGCACACGGUGAUAAGACUGGAUCGGCGUAUAGAAGUGAUGGGCUCUGAUGAAUGGUGGCUCAAAGUCCUGGGGCCUUCCGAGACCCUGGCGUGGUGCUGCCCAAGCGGCUGGGCUUCUCUCCCCUACGGAUAUUGCAGGUCCUCUAUUGCCCCCGCUCUUUCAGCUGGGUACAACAGCGCUUGUUAUCAGGGAGUCGCCGAGACCGCGGGCAUUGUCACUGUCCACACUGUCGAGGGUGAACCUGUUUCUGAUACAGACGGGCUUCUCUCUUUCCUCCCUGACAUAACAUAUACUACGGAGACGGUUGCAUUGACUGAACGGUGGAGUGAUCCCAGUUUGGUUGCAUCCAUGGUUAUUGCUAGACAGUUUCCUGCGGUUGAGAUGAUCUACAAAGCUGAAGAUGUCAAGGCUGCUAAGAAUGGGUCCAAGGACGACGAGGAUGGGAAGGCUAAGGACGAUGAUAAUGCCGCGUCGACUCUGUCAAAGGUCGGAGGGGUUGCCUCAGGGGUUGCAUUGGUAGUCGGAUUGCUGACUGGAGCUGGUCUGUUGAUGCCUUGGUGA